Messenger RNA from Acanthoscelides obtectus, 394 nucleotides. NCBI's taxonomy places the organism in Eukaryota, Metazoa, Arthropoda, Insecta, Coleoptera, Chrysomelidae. The record is from the annotation of a GenBank genome assembly.
GUCAACGUUAACAAUAAAAAUCUAAUACCUAAUUGAGGCAAAAAAGUUUGUAAUAAAGGCUAAAAUCUCUUUUUGGUUUUCAGGCCAUCAAAUCAAAAUUAUGAAAAAUAUUUUGGUAAUUAAGAAAACAGAUGACGCAGUUCGGCCAUUAUCUCCACAACCAGAUCCAAGCAAAGCGUCUACUUCAGUUCAAGAAGAAUCCGAGGAAACGAGACCGAGUACAACAAGUGAAUUAGACUCCACUCCUGAUUCUGAUAAUUCAGUAUCCAAUUGCAGUAUUCUUUCAAAUAUUUUGCUGGAAACCCUUUAUUUGAAGCUUAUUCCGUAUGGCCAGCUUUACGUAGCCGGCAAGCUGGUGCACAAUUAUUGGGGUUUGAAACUUUCUCCGAUCUGA